Messenger RNA from Telopea speciosissima, 1721 nucleotides. RefSeq names its product NF-kappa-B-activating protein-like. Gene Ontology annotation, molecular function: chromatin binding. The transcript has a single exon. The record is from RefSeq and is a predicted model, not a curated record. Bases 1 to 1653 code for a protein of 550 amino acids. NCBI's taxonomy places the organism in Eukaryota, Viridiplantae, Streptophyta, Magnoliopsida, Proteales, Proteaceae. Gene Ontology annotation, cellular component: nucleus. Gene Ontology annotation, biological process: regulation of gene expression.
AUGGCGAGUAGAGAGAGAGAUUUGCAGAACCGCCAUUACCCGCGAAGCCGUGACCGGAAACUCUCGUCAACGGUGGAAAUCCCCGAAGGAUGUCGUUGCGAGGAUCGAGAAAACGGCUGUUACUCUCCGGUAUCAGGUAGGUCGCCAUCUCCUUCAUACUCUUCCGACGAUCAUCUUCGUCGUCGUCAUCGUAGCCCUAGCCCUAGCCCUAGCCGUAUUCGUAGUCGUUGUUGUAGUCUGACUCGCAGCCCUGUCAACGGUUACGAAAGAUCUCGUUACGAAUCAGAUCUCCGUCGUGAUCGACCGGACUCAAAUGGAUACCAUUACAACCAUAGGAGAAGCCCUAAGUCUAAUGGAAAUGUAUACCGCGACAACUCCGAAUCUGAUGAGGAAUUGAAGGGGUUGAGCUACGAAGAGCACCGCAGGCUUAGACGCCAGAAACUGAGGAAGAGCCUGAAGAAAUGUAUUUGGAAUUCCACCCCUAGUCCUCCUCCCGGUGUAAGGAUUCGCUCUGAGCCUCUGGAUGAAGCCAAGGAAGUUGCAGAAAAGGACAACCAAAAGGGUGAUUCGAAAGGGGAAGAUCGGCAGGAGAACGGAACUGGUCGCCGUCGUGUUGAUUCCGAAUCUGAAGACUCGGGAAAAAGUUUGUCGGACACGGAUGAUUCCCGGUCUAGGAGGAAGGUUAGAAGCCGACGGAGUGAUGGGCGGAAGAGUAAAUCGUCAGGUUCUAGGAGGCGCAGAAGUAGAAAAUCAUCCGUUGAUACUGAAUCAAAUGAAGAAGUAAGCGUGUCAGAGACUUCUUAUUAUUCAAGUGAAGAAGACACGAAAGGUAGGAAGAAAUCUGGAAGAACGCAUAGUAGGCAAGGGAAUAAUAGGAGUAGACGUAGCAGCAAGAGAACAAGGAGAAGCAGAAACAGUAGAGAUAUUGAUUCUGAUGAGAGCCCAACUGAGGAGAGUGGAAGUGGAGAGGUAUCUGAUACAAGCCCGUCCUCUGAUGAGGACGCCAUAUCCAAGAAGCAGAAGCUCGGCAGUUCCUCUUCCCGUACGAAAAGAAGCAACAAAAAGGGGCACACUGAAUCAGGGAGUGAGAGUUCAACUGAGGGCUCUUCUGACUCCGAAGUUGAUGCGAAAAGCAUCGCUAUGACUGAUGACACAAAGAAUGCUGAGAUUAAUACGGAGGCCCUGAGUUUCAAGGAGUUGUUUGAGUCUCAGAAGAAAUCUGCUUUGGACAGCGAACCUAUUGUGGGACCUGUUCCUCUUCCAAGGGCUGAAGGGCAUAUUAGCUAUGGAGGUGCUCUUAGGCCUGGUGAGGGUGAUGCUAUUGCUCAGUAUGUGCAGCAAGGAAAGCGUAUUCCUCGCAGAGGAGAAGUGGGUCUUUCUGCUGACGAGAUUCAGAAGUUUGAGGGUCUUGGUUAUGUGAUGAGUGGUAGUAGGCAUCAGAGAAUGAAUGCAAUUCGUAUCCGAAAAGAAAACCAGGUGUACAGUGCUGAAGACAAGCGGGCUUUGGCAAUGUUUAACUAUGAGGAGAAGGCAAAACGCGAACACAAGGUCAUGGCAGAUCUACAGCGGCUGGUGCAACGUCACAUUGGGCAAGAAGUUGGUCCAACUCAUGAUCCUUUUGCUGUAAAAGCUUCUGAGGGGACUGAUAACUGAUACUUUUGUAUACAUUCAAUGUUAUCCACGUGCUAUAUGUUGUUCUCUUUCUAGGAUGCGGCAUGGGC